Molecule: messenger RNA, 1641 nt
Organism: Meyerozyma guilliermondii ATCC 6260
Lineage: Eukaryota; Fungi; Ascomycota; Pichiomycetes; Serinales; Debaryomycetaceae
Gene: POB3
Product: FACT complex subunit
Exons: 1
Coding region: 1-1641 (546 amino acids)
Cellular component (GO): FACT complex; nucleus
Molecular function (GO): histone binding; nucleosome binding; DNA binding
Source: RefSeq, a predicted model, not a curated record
AUGUGCGACCAACGGCCCGUUUGCUUAUGUCAGCGAGUCCCACUCUCAUUUCGCAUUUUUGCAGCGCAAGAAGCGAACGCGUUGUACACCACCAUGGUUAACAUUGACUUUGAAAAGAUCUAUCUUAACCAGUCCAAGCAGAGUGGCCGGAUGCGUGUCGCCGAUCUGGGUCUUGGAUGGAAGGCGUCUGGAGAAGCAAAAGAGCCAUUUCUCUUGCCUACUGAAGAGAUGCUUUCGACGAUUUGGUCGAGAGGAUGUCGAGGCUAUGAGCUCAGAGUGCAAACUAAGAACAAGGGAGUCAUCCUGUUGGAUGGAUUUGCCGUGGAAGACUAUGCUCAAUUGAAACAGGAGAUGCAGCGCAAUUUUCUGCUUAAUUUAGAGCACCGUGAACACUCUUUACGUGGGUGGAAUUGGGGAAAAUCCGACUUUGCAAGAAACGAAUUGGUGUUCCAAGUCAACAACAAGCCAGCGUUUGAGCUUCCAUACGCCGAUAUCAGCAAUGCGAAUCUUACCGGAAAAAAUGAAGUGGCGGUUGAGAUGAAUUUGGAUUCUGGUAAGGCUGGUGACGAGUUGGUGGAAAUGCGGUUUUACAUUCCUGGCAUGGUCGAGAACGAGGAAAAGAAGGACGAAAAAGACGAAGCCGAAACAGCUGUGUCUACAGAAACCCAGGCAUCAGUGUUCUACGAACAACUUAAAGACAGGGCCAAUAUUGGCCAAGUGGCAGGUGAAGCGAUUGUAUCUUUCUCUGACGUGCUCUUCUUGACACCUCGUGGUCGUUAUGAUAUCGACAUGUACCCUGGCUCGUUGCGUUUGAGAGGAAAGACAUAUGACUACAAGAUCCAGUACAAACAGAUCGAGCGGAUCUUCUCGCUUCCUAAACCUGAUGAUACUCACCAGUUGAUGGUGUUACAAAUAGAUCCUCCAUUGAGGCAAGGUCAAACCAGAUAUCCAUUCCUUGUGAUGCAGUUUGCCAAGGAGGAGGAAAUUGAAGUCGAAUUGAACGUCUCGGAUGAAGACUAUGAAAAGUAUAAAGAAAGGCUCAAAAGAUCAUACGAUGCCCAGACUUAUUUGGUGAUGUCACACUGUUUCAAAGGAUUGAGUGAGCGUCGUGUUAUAGUUCCCGGCUCGUUCCAGUCUCGCUUUGCUCAACCAGGUGUAUCAUGUUCGCUCAAAGCAUCAGAGGGUUACUUGUACCCUCUUGAGCGGUGUUUCCUCUUUGUCACAAAACCAACGAUCUACAUUCCAUUUUCAGAGGUUCUGUCCGUUUCAAUGUCAAGAACUGGAACUGGGGGUGUUACAUCACGUACCUUCGAUCUUGAAGUUACCCUCAAGGGAAGUGGAUCGCAUGUGUUUGCUAAUAUAGAAAAGGAGGAACAAGAGACAAUUGAAAACUAUUGUACGCUGAAGGGAUUAAAGGUUCAAAAUGAGGAGAAAAUUGCCAAGGCCAUGAUAGCCAAGGCCAUCAAUGAAGCCGAUGAAGAUGUAGACAUGGGCAGUGCAGAUUCCGAGAGUGAAGAUGGAGACUUCGAUGCUCAAAGUGAGAGUGAUGUGGCCGAAGAAUUCGAUUCUGAAGCGUCGGCGUCCGAUUCUGGAGCUGACGACGAUGAUGAACCACCAAAGAAGAAAGUCAAAGAAGAAUGA